Molecule: messenger RNA, 7851 nt
Organism: Aricia agestis (brown argus)
Lineage: Eukaryota; Metazoa; Arthropoda; Insecta; Lepidoptera; Lycaenidae
Gene: ctrip
Product: E3 ubiquitin-protein ligase TRIP12
Exons: 39
Coding region: 546-7325 (2259 amino acids)
Biological process (GO): proteasome-mediated ubiquitin-dependent protein catabolic process; DNA damage response; regulation of double-strand break repair
Cellular component (GO): nuclear speck
Molecular function (GO): ubiquitin protein ligase activity; zinc ion binding
Source: RefSeq, a predicted model, not a curated record
UUUGACACUUCUGAAAACAAGCUCUUCAAUGGUGUCAGCCAGCUGUUUUUAUUCUGAAUGCAUUUGAAAACUUGCGAAAAUCAAUAUGGAUCAAAAUUGAAAAGUGACAAUAUUCCUCGGAACUGUGUCGUUGGACGAACUAACUGUUUAUUUGUAUUUUGCAAAAUUAAAAAGUGAUGCGUUGUAUUGUCGUUUCUGAAUUCGUCAUUAAACUGUACAGUUGCACUGCCGUGAAGCAAUUUAUUACGUCGUAUUUUAUUUCUGGUGUGAUGCUGAAUAUUUGAGUCCAACGCGAGAAGUAUUUUACAUCGUAUCGAUUGGAAGCUUUCCGGAUAUAUAUAGGACGGCGAGUGUGUGUCGAGUUCGUCCGAGUGUUUGCGAGUUCAGUGUAUCGCGCUGGUGAAGUGCUAGUGAUCGGACCGGACGCAGUGUAUGUGGAACCAGUCGCCUAAAGCUCGCCCGGGCAUGGUUCCGGGCAGGUAGCGGGCGCGGGUGGCCUGCGCAGGCCCCACACAAGCAGCCGCGUGUGUCUUCCAGCGUCGUCUAUGGCCGAGCAACACAUUACACCGUCGUCGCACACUGCACUCACGAGAGAGUCCAGCAGGUCUUCUCCUAGCAGGGUGGUGGGCGGCCGGUGCUUGCGUCAGGUGCGUAAAGCUAGCCGCAGUCACAGGAGACGUCACGCCUCGCCCGCAUCCCGCACGCGCCGCACCCCCAGCCGCGCCGACGAGCCGCGCACCCACGUCGAGCUGCGCCGGAGCUCGCGACUCGUCAACACCCUCCCCCGCUCCGACUACUCCACCGAGCGCUGGUCCUACGGCACCGACGUCUACGAGACCCGCUACGAUACCCCCUACAGACACGGCGACUCCAAGGGGGGCCACUCCAAGCGAGCUCGGACCUCCUCGUAUGAACGCAAGAAACUCAAACGUCUCUCGUCGAGCACGAGCGCUACGGACGAGUGCGUAGCGUACUGCACGCGCUCACGGACUGCUCUUAAAAGUGAGAGCGCUAGUGAGCAACCCAGUAAAUUGAACUGGAAACCGAACACACCGAAUUCGAGCUUGAAUAUCUCGGAGACGCGACAGGAUUCGACGUUGAACCAAUUGGAAGGUUUGCUGCCCCUGGACGAGAGGGACUUCGCCUACUCCCCGUUCAGCUCGUCGACCAUAACAGACCUCCUCGACUCCGAUUACUCCGUAUACAGUCCCACGACUAGCCGCAGGAAGGGCAAGAAGCGGAAACGCUCGACGCAUCGGUCCCUCUCCCACCGAAGAAGCAACUACUUGAUCGACUUCGAGGAGUGCAAGAAGAAGUUUAAAAUUGAAUCCGACAAGGAAAUACCGGAAUCGAGCAAGGACAGCGCUGCCAAGAGCGGAACGCUAGACUACGAGACAGGCAAAUUCGAGCCCCUGUCGUGUCAGAUCUCCUGCACAUACCGUCUGCGGAACAGGCCCCACCUUGGACCCCCCACAUCCACUGUCAUCAGUGACAGUGCAGGGGCUCCGUCAACGAGCGACGCAGCUGCGCACACGAGUGGUGAGCACAAGACCGAGUACCGGAGGCAGACUCUCACACCACCCUCCUUUAAGGAUAUUCAAGAACCAAGUUCAUCAAAGGCUCCACAUUCUGACAGCAAACUCCUGAUUGUACCCCGAGAUCUACCAUACCUUCGUCAAACAAACGCUCGAAGAAGUAUUGCAGCUGCAACGGGUGCGACCCUGGGUGCUUGCUUGACGCGGGGGGCGAGCUCGCACCAACGUCAGAGACCGGAGUCCACCUCCAAAAGACAUUCUAGCGGAGGCGAGGAGGCGGGCGGGCGAGCGGGCGGUGGGCGGCGGGCGCGGGCGCGCGAUAUGCCGCAACCGCACACGCCAUCCACGAGACGGGACAAACGAGGCAAAAGCAGUCUGGGUUCGUGUGCAAGUGCUGGUGGUGCGAUCAUCCCCCGUCGGUCUCACCCCCAGCCUCUCAAUACGGGUGCCGUUGCUUCGACAUCGUCCACACCACCAGUGACCGUCACCACCAGCGCCAUGCCGGACAACGCACCCACAGAUGGAAAGCCCAAGAACAAGGCAUCCUCCUCACUAGAGGAGUGUGCGGGCGGGGCUGGCGGGGCAGGGGCCGCGGGGGAGGAGUCGUCCUCCGAAGAGGGUGAGGUGGGCCGUCUCCAGGCGCUGCUCGAGGCGCGCGGCUUGCCCCCCCACCUGCUCGGCGCGCUGGGACCGCGCAUGCAACACCUCCUACACAGAACUGUCACCGCCAACUCGGCGGCAUCAAAAGCGGCCCAGCUGCUAGCCGGUCUGCAGGCGACGGGCGACGAGGGCCAGCAGUUGCAGGCGGUGAUCGAGAUGUGCCAGCUGUUAGUGAUGGGCAACGAGGACACGCUCGCCGGCUUCCCCGUCCGCCUGGUUGUUCCAGCCCUCGUCAACCUGCUGGGAGCUGAACAUAACUUUGAUAUGAUGAACCACGCUUGCCGCGCACUCACAUACAUGUUGGAAGCUCUGCCGCGUAGCAGCGGCGCCGUAGCUCUGGCUGUGCCGGCUUUCCUCGACAAACUCCAAGCUAUCACGUGUAUGGACGUCGCUGAACAGAGCCUCACCGCGCUGGACAUGCUCUCGCGCAGACAUUCCAAGGCUAUAUUGCAGGCUCGAGGCGUAUCCGCGUGUCUGACGUACCUGGACUUCUUCUCUAUCAACGCGCAGCGCGCAGCGCUGUCGAUCACCGCCAACUGCUGUCAGAAUCUCACGCCAGACGAGUUCCAUCUCGUCCGCGAUUCGCUACAGUUACUCGCUAACAGACUGACAAUCCAAGACAAGAAGUCUGUGGAGUGUGUCUGCCUGGCGUUCUCCCGACUCGUGGACAGUUUCCAGCAUGACCCCGCUCGCCUGCAGGAGAUUGCCACACCGGAGCUGCUGACCAACCUGCAGCAAUUGCUGGUGGUGCAGCCGGCGCUAAUAUCUGGCAGCACGUUCAUAACCGUGCUGCGGCUGCUGUGGCUGAUGUGCGCGGCGUGCCCGCAGCUCGCACUUGCCCUGCACCAACGAUCGAUUGCCGAUACUCUACUGUGUCUGCUUACCGGAUCUGCUUUACAUCAGGAGCAAGUGGAGCUCCUACCUCGUCUGCCGCAGGAGCUGUACGAGAUCACGUGCCUCAUCGGCGAGCUGAUGCCGCGUCUGCCGACCGACGGCAUAUUCGCCGUGGACGCGCACCUCGACCGACCCUGGUCGACCACUACGGACAAGUCCGCCCAGUGGCAGUGGCGAGAUGAUAGAGGUGUAUGGCGUUCGUACUCGUGGGCGGAGUCUCGCGCACUAGAGGCGGGCGCGGCGGCGGGCGAGGAGGAGGUGUGCCUCAGUACGCUCGGCCGCUCGUACACGGUCGACCUGACCGCCAUGCAACAGCUGAACGAUCAUACCGGUACCGCGCGCGCCGUGCAACGCCUGCCGCCCGCUACGCACGCUAGCGACUCGGCCGCUCCACCGCCGCCACCUGAUCCGCGUAUAGCGAUGGUCCGCAGCAACCCGUCCCUAGUGCGUGCUCUCCUGGGCGUUCUACACGAGGUGUACUGGAGCUCGGCGGGCCCAGCCGUGCGCUCGCAGGCGCUGAAGGCGAUACUACGCUGCGUGUAUUACGCCGACGCGCCAUUGUUGCGACAAGUGCUUAAAACACAGGUGAUAUCUUCACACAUCGCGGGCAUGAUGGCUUCCACUGACCUGCGCAUCGUGGUUGGCUCCCUGCAGCUGGCCGAGAUCCUUAUGCAGCGGUUGCCGGAGGAGAUGGGCGCGCAGUUCCGCCGCGAGGGAGUCCUGCACCAGGUGGCGCAGUUGGCGGAGCGCGCGCCGCAGCCCGUCGCGCAGAGGCAAACUAAGAUCAAGUCGCCAAGCGGCUCGAGUGUCCGGUCGAGCGGCGGCGCGUCCCCGCCCGCAUCCACAUCAGCAACGCUCGAUCAUAGCAAUAUGUCACUCGCAUUCUCAACUUCGGGAUCGUUCAUCGCUAGUUCACUUUUGGCAGCCAGUGAAGCGAACGUGUCUGAACCAGCGACAUCGGCAUCGACACACCCACAAUCAACAUCAGUACACCGUUCCAGUAGUCCGCUACAGUUGGCAGAGAUGUUGAAACGCAAGCGCGCGAUCAAGCGGUCCAGCGGCACUAGCGGGCGGCACGGACGCCGGCGCGACGACGCGGCGCCGCACAACGUGACGCACCCGCUACCGUCCGUCGCCGCCGUCGCCGCGGUCGCGUCGCACUCAUCAAGUGUACCGUCCGCGUCCCGUUCGGCGAGUCGUAUGAGCGGCACGUCGAAAACGUCCUCCUUCUUGUCCUCGCUCAACCCGUCGCGCUGGGGCCGCUCGCCGCACUCGCAUAAGGAGUCCGGCCUGCUCGCCUCCCCGCAUCAAUCCACCAAUCUCACCGUACAAAACAAAGAGAAAGUCCGCGAAUGGAUAACAUGGCGCGCGGGCCGUCUGCGCGGGGAGUGGGGAGCGCUGAGCGGCGGCGGCGGUGCGCUGGAGCAGCUGGCCGCGCUCGCCGCAGCACUGCCCCGCCCCCGACCCGCCUCCGCGCUGCGCCGCCUGCGCGACACGCUACGCGACCACGACGUGUCGCCGUUUGAGAUCAACCAUUCCGGUGUGCUAGGCGCUCUACUGCAGUUCCUGACGGGCGUGGACCCCGAGGCAGAGGUGACGGAAGACAAGGACGAGGAGUCGCGCGAGUCGAGCGAGCAGACCGCCGCGUGCGAGGAGCGCCUGCGUCUGUUCCUGCACGUGUUCGCUGACCUGCCGCUUGUGGCCGACGACAGUGCAUGGGCAGAGCGUGCGAGCGUGAUCGGCGCGGGGAGUGGGGCGGGCGCGCUGGCGGCGUUAGUUUCCCGCGUCAACGCGUGCGUGUCCCACCUCGAACAGUUCCCCGUGCGAGUGCACGAUCUCCCCGCGCGGCCUGCAACCUCCGCGCUCAAGUUCUUCAAUACGCACCAACUCAUGUGUGAUCUCAAACGUCAUCCGAGCUGCUCAAACCUGAAACAGUGGAAGGGUGGCGUCGUUCGGAUAGACCCCCUAGCUUUAGUCCAAGCCAUUGAGAGGUAUCUGGCACAACGCGGCUACGCGCAACCGCGGUCGCGCGAGGGCUGCGCCGGCGCACACUCGGACGACGAGCCCGCCUCCGACGACGAUGUCGAGGACGCCCUCGCCACGCCGCCGCACCAUCCGCCAGACUCGGACCACAAGCUAGAGUUUCUGAUAGGCGACACGGUGCUGCCGUACAACAUGACUGUGUACCAGGCGGUGCGGCAGUUCGGCGAGCAGGCCGACGCCGAUACAGACACCGAGACACCACUAGCGAACGCCGGCAUAUGGGUGCAGACUCACACGAUAUACUACCGCGCGGUGGAGGCGAGCGAGCAGCGGGCAGAGGCGUCCGCCUCGCGCAAGGGCAAGGGCCAGCCCACCAAGAUCUCAUCUAGACGUAAACCUGAUCUCCUGUGGAAUGAGGGCGUGGUACCGAGUCGCGGUUCGCCGCUAGUGGCGCUGCUGCGUCGCGGGUGCUCGCUGGGCGCGGAGGUGCGCGACGCGUCGCUGCCCGCACUGAGCCUGCUGCGGGCGCUGCACGCACUGUCCCGCCACUGGCACACGCUGUACCGCGCGCCCUGCCUGCCCGACCACCGCCCGCUGGUGCCCAACGCGGAGUUCGUCAACGCCAAGCUCGCUGCCAAAGCCAACAGACAACUUCAAGAUCCUCUAGUGAUAAUGACAGGCAACUUGCCCCCGUGGUUAAAGCGAGUCGCAUAUUCAUGCCCAUUCAUAUUCCCGUUCGAGUGUCGUCACCUGCUAUUCUACGUGGUGUCGUUCGACCGGGACCGCGCGCUACAACGGCUGCUGGAGGCGGGCGGGGAGCGCGCGGCGGGCGGCGCCGACGAGCGGGUCGCCCCGCGCCUCGACCGCCGCAAGCGCACCGUGCAACGCGACAACGUGUUGCGCCAGGCCGAACAUGUUAUGCACGAGUUCGCGCAUUCCAAGGCAUUACUUGAGAUCCAGUACGAGAACGAAGUGGGCACCGGUUUGGGCCCUACCCUGGAAUUCUAUGCGCUCGUAUCACAGGAGUUGCAACGCGCCGAUUUAGACCUGUGGCACGGCAGCGAGAACUUCAAGCAGAAGCCCACGUCGUUCGGCGGGGAGAUAGUGAAGAGUCAGCCGCCGGUGGUCACCGAUAGAUCGUCGGACGCUGCGGCGCGACUGGCGUCUUCAGUCCGCGACGCUUUGAACCUCGACGAGGACAGAUCGCCUGAGCCGUCUGACCUCGAGAAGGAGACGUCGAUACCAACGCCGGCGCCCGACGCGACGUACGUGACGUGGCCGUGCGGCCUGUUCCCGCAGGCGGUCGGCCGCAACGCGCGCGCUUCCCAUCUCUCCCGCGUCAAGGCCAAGUUCCGCUUCCUCGGCAAGUUCAUGGCUAAAGCUGUCAUGGAUUCGAGAAUGGUGGACAUUCCGCUGUCGGUGUCAAUGUACCGGUGGCUGACGGGCGAGCAGGCGUGGCUGGGUUUGGGCGACGUGCGACACGUCGCGCCCGAGCUGUGGCGGUCGCUGUGUCGCCUGCGACAAGUCGCCGAGCGCGCGCACGCCAUACGCGACGACGCGAGACACACGCCGGAACAUCGGGCGCACUUGAUAAACGGGCUAGAACUUGACGGGUGUCCGAUCGAGGAGCUCGGUCUGGACUUCAUUCUGCCGGGUGACGGGUGCACGGAGCUGCGGCGCGGCGGUCGCGAUAUGCCCGUCACCGCACACAACCUGCACGACUAUAUUGGGCUCGUCACGCACUGGCUGCUAUAUGAAGGUGUACUAAAACAAAUGGAAGCAUUCAAGGAGGGUUUCGAAUCGGUAUUCCCGUUGAACAAUCUGAGGAUUUUCUACCCGGAGGAAUUGGAGCAGGUGUUCUGCGGAAGUUCGUCAGGAAGUCGCGAUCAACGCUGGGACCCAAGAAUGCUGGCGGACUGUAUACGCCCCGACCACGGCUACAACGCCGAAUCACGUGCCAUUCGUAUGCUCAUCGAUAUCCUCGCCUCGUACACCAGAGAGGAGCAGAGACUCUUCCUGCAGUUCGUCACUGGAAGCCCCCGGCUACCGACUGGAGGUUUCAAGGCAUUGAAUCCGCCGCUGACUGUGGUGCGUAAGUCUCUCGAGUCGUCCCUGGACCCCGACGAGUAUUUGCCGUCGGUGAUGACUUGUGUUAACUACCUGAAGUUGCCCGACUACAGCAGCGCGGAGGUGAUGCGCGCCAAGCUCCGCCUCGCAGCCUCAGAAGGCCAACACUCCUUCCAUUUGUCAUGAACGAUUCGAACUUUCUCGAUUAUUUUCAUUGAGUUCGACCCCAUAGUGAUUUUUUGUCUAAGAGCGAUUGUGGUUAGUGAUAUUAUAAAUUCCCUGGGAAGUAUCGUGCGCCCCGCCGACGACUUUAUGUGCAAUCAGAGUGAUUUAUUUUUCCAUGAGACAGACGCUCGAGUGCUGUGAACUAGUUUUGUUUUGUUUAGAUUAUAGAGAUAUGUUUAUAAUUAUAUUUUGUGUUAAUUUAAUGUGAUAGCUUUGUAUAUUUCUUUAUUUAGACUUUACUUAUAAUAGACGUAAUAAUGUGCAGAUGUGCUCAUUCGUGACCAGAACCUAAUCAUCUGUAUGGCAUUCGCUUGCACUGCAUCACAUGUAAGCUCGAGAACGUCCAAAUCUUGGUCAGGUCUGCACACAUAUUUAUAGCAUUUAUUAUUACCAAACGGUGUAUGUUUCGAGAAUAGGUAACAUAUAAAGAGUAAAGGAAAGUGCAAAAUUUAAUAUGUAAUAAUUUCAAUAAACUCUGUAAACAAUA